AUGCUGUCAUCUUGGAGGAAGACUAGAGAAGACCAACAUGUAAAAGAAAGGACCGCAGUUGUGUAUGCAGACACCAUGAUUUCCUUUUCUCUCACCACUGCCAUGUAUCUUGUUACCUUUGGGAUUGGUGCCAGUCCCUUUACGAACAUCGAAGCUGCAAGGAUAUUUUGCCGCAAUUCAUGUAUAGCAAUCUUCUUUAACUACCUCUACAUACUAUCAUUCUAUGGCUCUAGCCUUGUGUUUACUGGGUACAUUGAAAACAAUUACCAGCAUAGUAUUUUUUGCAGGAAGGUGCCAAAGCCUGAAAUUCUACAGGUCAAAUCGUUGUGGUACAGGUUUCUUAUGACUGCAAGAUUUAGUGAAGACACAACAGACUCCGAAGAAACAAACUCUUAUGAAAGUCACCUUUUGGUUUGCUUCCUUAGACGAUAUUACUGUGACUGGAUAACAAAUACAUAUGUAAAACCUUUUGUAGUUCUCUUUUACCUUGUUUAUAUUUCCUUUGCCUUAAUGGGCUACCUGCAGGUCAAUGAAGGGUCUGACCUGAGUAACAUAGUUGCAACAGAGACACGAACCAUAACAUACACCGCAAUCCAGCAAAAGUAUUUCAGUAACUACAGCCCAGUCAUUGGCUUUUACAUCUAUGAAUCUAUAGAAUACUGGAAUACAAGUGUCCAGGAGGAUGUUCUGGAAUACACAAAAGGAUUUGUAAGAAUAUCAUGGUUUGAGAGCUACUUAAACUAUCUCAGAAAACUUAAUAUAUCUACUGGAUUACCCAAAAAGAACUUCACUGACAUACUGAGAUACUCUUUUCUGAAAAACCCACGAUAUGCAUAUUUUUCUGAAGACAUCAUCAUACCCAAGAAAUACAACAAUGAAGUAGAUGUUGUGGCCUCUAGGAUGUUUCUGAUUGCAAAGACCAUGGAAACAAACAGGGAAGAACUCUAUGAUCUUCUUGAAACUUUAAGGAAACUUUCUCUUACGUCCAAAGUAAAAUUCAUUGUCUUCAACCCAUCCUUUGUCUACAUGGACCGAUAUGCUUCUUCAAUUGGAGCUCCAUUACAAAACUCCUGCAUAAGUGCUUUUGUUCCUGCUGUUUUUUUUUCAUCAUUUCUUGUUGCCAGCUCUAUCAUCAAUAUUUGGAUAACACUAACCGUGGCCUCUGUAGAGUUUGGAGUAAUUGGUUUCAUGACAUUAUGGAAAGUCGAGUUGGACUGUAUAUCUGUACUUUGCCUAAUCUAUGGGAUUAACUACACCAUAGACAACUGUGCACCACUAAUAUCAACAUUUAUCCUGGGUAAAGAAUUUACUAGGACUAAGUGGGUGAAAAAUUCAUUAGAAUUGCAUGGGGUAGCCAUUUUACAGAGCUACCUCUGUUACACUGUUGGUCUGAUCCCUCUCGCAGCUGUGCCUUCAAAUCUGACCCGUACACUGUUCAGGUGCUUGUUUUUGAUAGCAUUUGUCACAUUCUUUCACUGCUUUGCAAUUUUGCCAGUUAUGCUGACUUUUGUUCCACCCUCAAAGAAGAAGAGGAAAGAAAAGAAAACCCAGGAAAACCGUGAAGAGAUAGAAUGUGUUGAAAUGGUGGACCUGGACAGCACUAGAGUGGUUGACCAAAUUACAACUGUUUGA
Staurois parvus is the source of this 1632-nucleotide messenger RNA. The record is from the annotation of a GenBank genome assembly. NCBI's taxonomy places the organism in Eukaryota, Metazoa, Chordata, Amphibia, Anura, Ranidae.